Molecule: messenger RNA, 1167 nt
Organism: Ceraceosorus guamensis
Lineage: Eukaryota; Fungi; Basidiomycota; Exobasidiomycetes; Ceraceosorales; Ceraceosoraceae
Exons: 3
Coding region: 117-1004 (295 amino acids)
Source: RefSeq, a predicted model, not a curated record
UCCAGAAAACUUGUUCAGACUCGCUCAUACAGCACAAUAUAGACGUCGAACGUCUUGAACCCAUUCUUACUUUCAGUCUUUUCGCUCACUCUCUCACUGCAACGCAUCCACCCACGAUGUUCUCACGCUCCAUCACUGCUCUGGCUCUGAGCCUCGUACCCGCCCUUGUUGCGGCCCAAAAGGAGUCCGUGACCGAAGUGGCCACUUCGAUUGCCAACACGACCCUUCAGAUGCAAGCUGUUGGCUUGAUUCCCGACCCCGUCCCCACCUCCGCCCUCAAUCUCACCGCCGCCCUCGGCCUGCGCUUCGGAGAGGGCUCCCGUGACAUUGCCACUGGUCAGACUGUUAGCGUCGACCAGGCCAAGGGAACGCCUCAGUACUCCAUCGAGUACCCUGAGUCCGUCGCCGAUGAGCUCGAUGGUGCUACCUUCACCGUUCUCUUCCUUGACGCCGGAGCUGCUGGUGUUGGAAACCCAGCUCUCUUAGAUGGCCUCCUCACCCGUCACUUCCUCGGCAACAACUUCAAGCUGGGCGACGAUGGCCGUCUCACCAACUCCACCCCUGCCAUCACCGAGUACGCUUCUCCUGCCCCAGCAGCUGGCUCUGGUCCUCAUCGCUACUUCCAGGUCGUAGCCCUCCAACCAUCCAACUUCCAGGCUCCUCAGAACCUCUCUCAACCCGGUACCGCUUUGAGCACAAUGAGCUUGGCCUCUUAUAUUUCGGAGUCCAACCUCGGCAAGAUCGUCGCCGCCAGCUUUGUGCUGAUCGAGGACAACUCUGCCGAGGUUACUGCCAGCGUUAGCUCCACCGCUGCUGUCCAGUCCGCCAGCGUUCAAGCCCUCGCUACCAGCGUCAGCAAGAGCCUCGCUUCUCCUUCUGGCGCUCCCUCUGCUUCGGGAACUGGCACCAGCGGCAACGGCGCAGCUUACGUCGCCCCUACCAAGGCUCUCGUAGCUAGCGCUGCUGCUGUUGCAGCCGUUGCCUUCGGAGCUGCGCUCAUCUAGAGUGCUCCAUGCCACUUUUGCUAGAGGAGCAACACCCACCACCGCACAAAUCUUCGCGAACACCACCUUCUCACUACCUGCAUGCACCGCUGCGGCUUGAAAAGGCACCCGGUGUGCCUCGACAAUUCAAUGCAAUGUUCACGCAUUACGAGACUUGGAGUUU